AUGAUUCGUAGCUUCUCUCUAAAAUCCAAUUCUCGCAAACAUUUCACCCUCCAACUCACUCCCACCAUCACCGAAGAAUACACACUCGAUCAAAACGCCAUCAUUGAUGACUUGCUGCCAGAAAUCAUCACCAAGCAUCCAGAAAUCAUACCACCUCCUUCAGCCACUACUCAUGAACUCCACGUUACCAACUUUAAAUCGAGAAAAGUAAACUGGGGUACCUCCAUCAAAAACCUCAUCAAGGAACAAUUCACUCUCACCAUCGAUCCACCACUCGCUCUUCUCAACGGUGGCUCAGCCUCACCAAAAACAACGCCACGCAGUGGAAGCGUUGCUACUAACAGUAGCAGUAAUUUAAAUUCUCCCGCCAAUUCUACAACUUCCCUAUCGAAAAAUGAAGCAGGAGCUUCUUCAUCAUCAUUGGCCAUUGGUAAUAGUACGGAUAAGUUGGUGGAGGAGAUUACAACUACCUCACCAAGAAUUAAAGGAGUGGGUGUUGGACAACAUUUGAUGAGUGGUUUGAAUAGUGGAACAACAACAACAGCAACAGCAACAUCAUCAUCAGAUAAUAAUAAUGGAGAGCCUCCGAAGGUUAGUUUGCACUUGUUGUUGAACAAGUUGACUGGUAAGAAUACUGCUGAUGCUUCAUCGGAUAGUAUGCACACAAUGAUGAGGAAUGCUAGUGUAAUUAAAGUGAAUCAGAGUUCUCCAAUUUUAUUUGGAGGAUUGUUGGAGAAUCACUUCCCAGCUCACUCUUCAAUUGCAAUGGAGAGUAUUCCUCCUGUUUUGGAGAAAAUGUUGAGUUAUUUGAAACAAGAAAGAGUUCAAAGAACAACAGGUAUUUUCAGAUUGACAGGAUCUACAAUGGAAAAGGAAAGAUAUAUUCAAUUAUUGAAUGAAGCACAAGGAAAGAAUGGUGACUUGACACCAGUUGUGUUCCCAAACUCUAUCGAUCCUAAUAUUGUUUGUAAUUUAAUGUUGGAAUAUUUCAAAAGUUUAGAUAGAGGUCUCUUUGAACCAUUCCAAAAGUUUGUAGAAAUUAGCGAACAAACAUCUGAAAAUGAACGUGUCAAUAUGAUCAGGAGAGAAAUCGAAGAUAUGAAUCCAAUUUGUAAAAAUGUUAUUAGAGAUUUAUUCUAUUAUUUCGUGCAAGUACUCUUGUACAAGGAAGAGAAUAGAUUGAGUGUUAAAUCCUUGAGUGUUGUAUUUGGACCAGUAUUCCUUCGUGGUAAAGUAAAGGAGGAUGAAGAGGUUGCCAUUCAGGUCACCGAUGCUAAUAAGAAAGGCACAAUUAGUGCUACAAAACUAAUCACCACUAGACAAUUAUCACAAAAGAUGGUUGACUUUUAUUGUAAAACAGUUGGAGCUAUUAUUGAUAAUUAUAGUUCUAUAUUUGAGAAUGAGAUGGAACAUAAAAUCCAUCACAAAAAGAAAAAGGACAAGUCCAAUAACAACAUGAUGGGCACCAAGACAUUGGAUGCAUUCAUUCAAAAGUUGCAAGAUCACAAACAACAACAAAAUCCAAGUUCAAGCAGUAGCAAUAUUGCUUUGAAACGCCCAGGUGAUUCUUCCAAUAGUAUCUUCUCACCAAGAGAACCUAAAAAACCAACAACUAAAAAUGAAGAAGAAUGGGAAGGAAUCCAAAAAUCUUGGAUGCAAUUUGUUGAAAGUUGGAAGAAGAAAUACCAAGAUGAAAAGAUUGCUCACGAGCAAACGGUCGAGACAAUUAAGAGUACAAAGGAUGAAAUUGAAUUUGAAAGAAGUCAAAUCAAGGGACAACUUGCCAACUUGAAAGAACAACUUGAUGAAAAGAAAAAGUACAUUGCUCAAAAGAGGCAAGAAUGGGAACUUCAAAGGGAACAAAUUGCACUCAAUUGGGAAAAUGAAAAAGUUGAAUUGGAAAAGGAAAAAGCAAAGAGAACCAAGGAAGUCGAAGAAAGCAGAGAUCAAUUCAAGAAAACACUUGAAUAUUAUAGCAUUACAAACUUCCAAAUUGAUGUUGUUAUGGGAGAUGAAGACGAUGAUGCAGUUUCUAGAAUGGCUGCAAACAGUGCUCCACCAGGUACUCGUGCUUCUACUGAAGAAAAUCCUGAAACAGGAGAUACUCCAUCUUCCAACAGAAAUACUUCUAGAUCUGUGAUUGGACAAAAGAUUGCUGUAGACUCUCGUUUCAAGAAGAAGACAGAUGCCACUUCAGCUCCUCCAAGAAAGGGUGAUGAUGAUAGUGAUGACAGUGAUGAAGAAGAAGCCAUCAAGAACAAACACAAGCCAUCCAAGAGUGUAUUAUUCAAUGAUUUAGAUGACAAGACACCUCAAUCAUCAAUUAAUAAGACAGCUCCUUCUUCUAGUGUUUUCCUUCCUACUAACAAUAAGAAGAAGGAUAGCUCUUCGUCCGAUGAUGAUACAGGAAUUACCAAACGUUGUGGAGCUUGCAAAAAGAAAAUUACUGGAGAGUUUAUGGAAACAUCUGAUAGUUACUUCCACAAACACUGUUUCACUUGUUCUAACUGUAUUAAGGAAAUUAAUGGACCAUUUGCCAAUGUAUCUGGUAAAUUCUGGUGUGCUACUUGUAUUCAAAACAAGAACAAACACGUGAAAUAUCAAACCAAAGAAGAUCCAGAAAAGAAGCCAAAACCAGCAGCAGCUUCAACGGAUAUGGAGUGUGCUGCCUGUAAAGAAAAGAUUAUCAACAAGGCAGACAUGGUUAAGGCCCUCUCCAAGACCUACCACAAACAAUGCUUUGUCUGUCAAAAGUGUGGUAAUGAAUUUGAGAAUAUGAAAUUCUAUGACCUUUUGGGUGAUCCAGUUUGUGCCACAUGUAAGAGAAAGUCCAUCAAAUCUAAAGCUGUAAAAUAAAAACAUUUACAAAU
This is a messenger RNA of Naegleria gruberi, 2870 nucleotides long. Its product is annotated as rho GTPase activating protein. Gene Ontology annotation, cellular component: cytoplasm. The transcript has a single exon. Gene Ontology annotation, biological process: regulation of GTPase activity; signal transduction. Lineage: Eukaryota; Heterolobosea; Eutetramitea; Acrasida; Naegleriidae. Bases 1 to 2856 code for a protein of 951 amino acids. The record is from RefSeq and is a predicted model, not a curated record.